Molecule: messenger RNA, 717 nt
Organism: Colletotrichum karsti
Lineage: Eukaryota; Fungi; Ascomycota; Sordariomycetes; Glomerellales; Glomerellaceae
Exons: 3
Coding region: 1-717 (238 amino acids)
Source: RefSeq, a predicted model, not a curated record
AUGGUCUCAACACGCUCCACCUCCCGCGCCCUCCCCAACGGCAUCGACUCCCCCCCUCGAACCUCCCCUCCCCGCGCCGUCGCCGCCGCCGCCGCGACCCUGGCCCCGAAAGACAACAAAUCCACCGCCCGCGGCUGGUCCCACGCCCCGACGCCCGUAACCCUCUUCUGGCUCCUGGUCUCGCUGCCGCUGGUCGCCUGGGACACGGGCUACGUGCUGCUCCGGCCGUGGACGAUGCCCGGCGGCCACCUCCACUGGCCGCUCUGGGCGCCCUACGCGCUCUACGGCGAGGUCGACCACGUCUACGGCUGGAAGGCCUUCAACGCGCGCAACGGCUUCACCUCGGCGCAGGGCGCGCUGAACUUCGUCGAGACCGUCAUGUAUCUCGUCUACGUCUGGGUGUACUUCUCGCGCGGGCGGGCCGUGGACGGGCCGGCGGGCGUGAAGAAGGUCGUCGGGGGCCGGGCCGGGGCGUUGGCUGUCGUUGUCGGGUUCAGCGCGGCGGUCAUGACCUUGAGCAAGACGGUGUUGUACUGGGCGAACGAGUACUUCUCCGGCUUUGACAACAUCGGACACAACCCUCCGAUGGACCUGCUCUUCCUCUGGAUCAUUCCCAACGGCGCAUGGCUUCUCGGAUCGGGGUACAUGAUCGCAUCGCUCGGCGGCGAGAUCGUCGACGGACUGGUUCUUGCUUCGAAGACGACCAAGACGGAAUAA